Molecule: messenger RNA, 312 nt
Organism: Microsporum canis CBS 113480
Lineage: Eukaryota; Fungi; Ascomycota; Eurotiomycetes; Onygenales; Arthrodermataceae
Exons: 2
Coding region: 1-312 (103 amino acids)
Source: RefSeq, a predicted model, not a curated record
AUGACUGGCAACUCCAACGUUGGCACUAGGGGUGUCUACGAAAGCAACGAGCAGCGGAAUUACUCUCGAUCUGAAGUUGAGAGUGCCCGUCGCAACAGGGAAAACCCCCCUGACUCUAACAGACGGGGUAGUGCACAUAUCAAAGAGCAGAAGCAAAGGGGGAAGUAUUCUCUUAAUGAUGAAGAGUUGGCAAAAAUGGACCCUACAGCACCAGCAAGGAUGCAUGGGCAUCAGCCUUCCCGUGGUGCACAAGUGGAUGCUGAACUGAAGAAAGAGGAUGAGGAAAGGAUCAGACAAAAAAAAGGCUUUUGA